Messenger RNA from Macrosteles quadrilineatus (aster leafhopper), 2457 nucleotides. Its product is annotated as syntaxin-6-like. Lineage: Eukaryota; Metazoa; Arthropoda; Insecta; Hemiptera; Cicadellidae. The transcript is spliced from 7 exons. The record is from RefSeq and is a predicted model, not a curated record. Gene Ontology annotation, biological process: intracellular protein transport; Golgi vesicle transport; vesicle fusion. Gene Ontology annotation, molecular function: SNAP receptor activity; SNARE binding. Bases 203 to 970 code for a protein of 255 amino acids. Gene Ontology annotation, cellular component: SNARE complex; synaptic vesicle membrane; endomembrane system.
UUGUGAUCGUCGUCUGCGGUUGUCGGUUUUGACAGUUCGGGCUUCAAGUUCAUUUCUUCUGUUGAAUGUUGGCUAAUUUUACCUUUUAAAUUAUAUUUUAUUCUAAAACAUUUUAGGUAUACUUAUAUUUAACAUCCAUGUUACUGAUUUCUAAAAAGUGUUUAUAUUUCUCCACCCUCAAGAACGCUCGGUAGAAGCGGACAUGACAUUCGAAGAUCCAUUUUUUGUUGUCAAAGAGGAAGUAUCAAAAGCUUUGAAUAAAACACGAGGUCUCUACCGUCGUUGGUUGGAACUGCAGGAGGACAUAGUCAGCAACAUCACCAAGGAGGAACUAGAGUGGACCACAACAGAACUGAGGAAUGCUCUACGAAGUAUCGAGUGGGAUCUAGAGGACUUGGAGGACACCAUUGGAAUAGUUGAGAAGAAUCCGACCAAGUUCAAGAUUGACAACAAGGAACUUACCAGCCGUAAGAACUUCAUUGAACAAACUCGAGAGGAAGUUCGGUGCAUGAAGGAAAAGAUGAAUUUCACACGAGGACGAGACCGUGAUAGGACUGCUCGCCAGCCGCUGUUAGAGAACAGCCCUGUGAGGGUGGCGACAUCACACGGCACCACCAAGUACUCCAAGCUGGAGAAUGAGGCUGACAGUCCACAGCGGCACUUUCUCGACUCUACGCUGGCUCAGCAGAAUCAGCUGAUCAACGGACAAGAUGACACCAUGGAGCGCAUCAGUCACACCAUCGGCUCACUCAAGACUGUCAGUCGCCAGAUAGGCUCGGAACUGGACGAGCAGGCUGUAAUGCUGGACGACUUUGGCACAGAAAUGGAAAACACAGAGUCAAAAUUAGACUCAACAAUGAAGAAGGUGGCUAAGGUUUUGCACAUGUCUAAUGACAGGCGACAGUGGAUUGCCAUCGCUGUGCUGUCCUGUAUACUGCUGGUCGUAGUCAUGCUACUCAUCAUUCUCUGAGUAGCCACUACUCUUCCGCCUCAAGACUACUUACUGACUGUCAUGUGAUCUCAACUUAACCUAGUUUCGGUUUUGGUGCAUGAAAUUUGUUUUUAGACCAAUCUUAAUUCCACUCCUAAAUUUAGUUUUCAGCUUUCUAGUCGUUUUUUUCUUGUAGAUUUGUAAAAAGUCAUUAUCACUCAGGUGAUCUGUAAAUAUAUUGUUACUUGUGUAAGAUUUGCGAUGACUUGCCUGGUGACGGCAGAAGACAUUGUUGGUGAUUUAAUGUAAGAAGAGGUAUAUAAAUUAUAAACAUAAACAUAUAUUAGUGUUUUUGUAAUGUUUCCAGUGUUGUUGAAUUUUAAAUUUUUUAAGCGCUACUGUAAACCUAAAAAAAACUAAAAUUUUAUGUCUUUGGUUGUGUUAAGAAUUUUUAAACCGUUCACUUUUAAGUAGUGAUGGGUCGAUUCCAAAAUUAUUCGAUUCCGAUUCUGAAAUUUGGGAUACGAUUCUCGAUUCCGGGUUCGAUUCCGAAUACCAUGGUUCAGGAUGACAAAAAGGUUUUUAGAAAUUAAUUAUUAAAUAAAACCCAAACAUUAUUAGAACGAAACACACAAUUUUAAUGAGGAUAAACACAAUAAUAAAUAAUAAUAAUAAUACAAUAACAGUGAAAGAAAACGAAUGAACGUAAACCGUAAAAUUAAACCUACAGCACAUUUUUUCAAACAUUUUUAACAAUGACUUUUACUUUUAAAUAUAGGCCUAGAGCUUAUAGGCCUACAAGUUUACAAUUACCACUCAACGUGAACAAAACUGAUUUUAAAAAUAAUUUUAAAGGUUUUUAGAAAUUAAUUAUUAAAACCCAAACAUUAUUAGAACGAAACACACAAUUUUAAUGAGGAUAAACACAAUAAUAAUAAUAAUACAAUAACAGUGAAAGAAAACGAAUGAACGUAAACCGUAAAAUUAAACCUACAGCACAUUUUUCAAACAUUUUUAACAAUGACUUUUACUUUUAAAUAUAGGCCUAGAGCUUAUAGGCCUACAAGUUUACAAUUACCACUCAACGUGAACAAAACUGAUUUUAAAAAUAAUUUUAAAGGUUUUUAGAAAUUAAUUAUUAAAACCCAAACAUUAUUAGAACGAAACACACAAUUUUAAUGAGGACUAGCUGUGUACCCGUUCUACGCACGGGGAUCUUAUAAUAUUCAGUUGAAACCUUCUUAUAUAACGAACAGCAGUUGGUUUGCAUAUUUUAAGAUAUGCUGGCCAAACUAUUAUACAUAGCUUCAUUUUAUGUUGUUUUUUGUUGUUCCGGAUCGGUAUGACAAUCAAUAAAAGGUUAAAUUACCUCUGUGUCUGCCGGUCGAUCCUAUAACGGUAGGCUUACUUUUAUUUUUACUAUCUGAUCUCGUUUGCAUGGCUCAAUCACGUCCUGGUUGAAGUUCGUUCGCUACGCUCACUCACCUGUAUGUUGGAGCUCGUUCGCUGCGCUCACUUUCCUUCAG